UCACUUCCCUCGUCACUGUGUGGUGUUGUCUUUCACACACACACACACACUUGUGUGCAUCUGUUUGAAGAGUAUGAUUUCUUUAUUUCUGAGUGUGUGUGAGAAUGGGAUGUGUGUCUGUGCAGUUUACACUUAACGCUUUGAGCAGCGAACAUGUUUAACCACCUCAGAGCUCGCAGCAGGAGUUUGUUCUCCAGCUACAAGCCCGGCAGCUGGACUCAAGAGGUCAAAGAACCGGUCGAACACCUGGACUUGAUCAGCGCCUUUGUGAAGCCAUGGAACUCCAUGCAGGACCUCGGCAGAGAUAUCUAUGAUAUUUAUGCCGAGUAUGAAAACGAGGAGGUGGAGGAUCGAUUGCCAGUGUCUCCCUCCCGCCUGCUGAAUUCUCCAACCAAACACUUCGUUCUCAACAUCAAUGUUGGAGGAACGGUGUAUCACCUGCCUUACAGGUUAGCUGCCAGGUAUCCAAAGACACGGAUUGGCCGCUUGGCCACGUACACAGACCACAGCAGGAAGCUGGACCUGUGUGAUGACUAUGUCGUCCAGAGUAAUGAGUUCUUCUUUGAUCGUGACCCUACAAUUUUCCACAACAUCUUUAAUUUCUACAGAACUGGAGUGUUGUGGAUUAAAGACGAGCUGUGUCCCCGCAACUUCCUGGAGGAGAUAAACUACUGGGGGGUCAGAAUCAAAAACAGCCAGCGCUGCUGCCGCAUCUCCUUUGAAGAGAGGCAGGACGAGCUGAACGAGCAGCUGAAAAUACAGAAGCAGCUGAUUGCAGAGAUGGGUGCACUGGUGGAAACGAAGGAGAAUGAGGAGCUGUUUAACAGCAUGGUCUUCGGGCAGACCCGGAGGAAAAUCUGGAACCUGAUGGAGAUGCCGUUCUCCUCGAUCACAGCCAAGCUGGUGGCGGUCGCCUCCUCCAUGUUCGUGCUGGUGUCGCUGGUUGCCAUGACCCUCAACACUGUGGAGGAGAUGCAAUACAAGACGCCAUCGGGUCAGCCCAGCGGCAGGUUCUACGGCGAGUAUGUCGAGACGCUUUGCAUCACCUUUUUCACCCUGGAGUACCUUCUGCGCCUGGUCUCCACCCCUGACAUCAAGUGCUUUGUACGCAGCGUGCUGAACACAGUCGAUCUGAUCGCCAUCCUGCCCCACUACUUGCAGAUAAUCCUGGAGUGCUUUGAAUACAAGGACAUCCACAUGCACUCCGGAGACAUCGAGACAGUAGCACGUGUCGGGAAGGUUGGGCAGGUUCUGAGGAUCAUGCGUCUGAUGAGAAUCUUCAGGAUCUUGAAGUUGGCUCGUCACUCGACGGGCCUCAGAGCCUUCGGCUUCACUCUGAGGCAGUGCUACCAGCAGGUGGGAUGUUUGUUGCUCUUUAUCGGCAUGGGGAUCUUCAUGUUUUCAGCCAUGGUGUACACGGUGGAGCACGAUAGCUACAACACCAACUUCACCUCCAUGCCACAUGCGUGGUGGUGGGCUGCUGUGAGUAUUUCCACAGUGGGCUACGGCGACAUGUACCCAGAGACCAACCUCGGUCGCAUCUUCGCCUUUGCCUGCAUCUCCUUUGGCGUGAUUCUCAACGGCAUGCCCAUCUCCGUCCUCUACAACAAGUUCUCCGACUAUUACGCCAAGCUCAAGGCCCACGAGUACACCGCCGUUACAAAGGCCCGCGGGAAGGUGCGCUUCGCCAGGAGCGCAAAGAAGUUCUCAGAGUUCUGUGAUGACACGUUCACCUAAAGUGACGCCGUUGGCUUGUAGAAAUUUAAGAGGAGAAUUAAAAAUUGUGAAAUCAGAUUCCUGAAGACAGUCCCUGAAAUGGCCACAAAAGCAACAGUUAGGCUUCGUCCAGACUGGCAACCGGAUGGUGAGAGGCUGCUGGAAACUUCCUCCGCAAACACUUUUCUGACAUCAGUUAGGCGGGUGUGCAGGGAAAUGGAAGCCAGGCAUUGUACUUCUCAUUCUACCUCUGUUUUCAUGUUACUCAGUGAUUUGUACAACUUUUCAUGUGGGCAGCAGAGUCCAGCGUCAUGCUCUGUUCUCACAAUUUUCAGAGCGACUGUAAACACAUAAGAGGACACAGUUGGAAAGCAGAUUUUCACAACUAGUUCUGAGUGUUCAGAACCCGAGAUAUUUCAGUCAGAUAACCUCCAUCUGUCUGAACCACAAUCAUUUAAAGUCAAACUUGAGGACUGCUUUGUUGAGGACUGCAAUCUGUGUAUUUAUGCAUAUUUUCCAUCUACCCUUCCUCUAUGCAUGACAUAAUCCUAAUAAAUAAAAAAAAAAAAAUUCACACUGGCCAUUGUAGCCUUCAAGGUUGUCUCCUUAUGCACCUCUAGACAGUCAUUUGUGCUGCUGCUGUUUUUACAUUACAUCUUAGAAGUCACGUUCUGACAACCCCCACAAAGUCUCAGAAAGUUUAAAAGUUGUGUUUUCAGUUCAGUGAGAGUGGGCACAUGAUGAACGUGCUGCAGAUGAUGAUCUGCCCAACUGCCUCCUCCAAAAGCCUCUGGGUGUUAGAGUAGAACUGUGUGUGCUGACAAAUUGAUGGUGUUCAUGCCAAACAUGAAGUUCUGCCUUGCACUGGAGUGGGGUGGGGUGGGGGGUGCAUGGACUUAUAAUGUCCAUCUGAUAAGGUAUGGAUAAAAGCAUAGCUUGGUUGGUUUUUGAUGCGCCACCACAUCUUCUUUCUAGACUGAGUCAUGCUCUCCUGGCUGAAGUUAUUAAUUUUACCUCUGUAUGAAAACUUAGAUUAUUCAGUAAUUUAAAUAAAACCCACAUUUAUAAAGAUCUGAUGUCAGUCUCCAUUUUUUUUUUUUGUUGAUCUGGGUAGCAACGUAAAAUUUGGGAUGUCUGAGAAGUGGCAGUCCUGGACGAGCCCCCAGUCUGAUAUUUAACCAAGGUUUAAAUAUCUUCAGCUUGUGUGGAUGCAUAUUUGCUUCUUUUGUGAACACAUCUGAAGGAUGAGUUCACCCAAAUGCUCCUGGUCACAUUCCUGAAGUAUCCCAGGCCUAAACCCCACCAGGGAGGAGGAUCCUUGGCAUGAAAGUCGAGGGUUGGUUUUACAGGUUUUUCUUUGUGUAGUGGUCCAAACAUGGAAGCAGCCCAGAGGUGCACAAGAAAAAACCUUGAAGGGGACAGCAGUCAAAUUUCUUU
Archocentrus centrarchus (flier cichlid) is the source of this 3153-nucleotide messenger RNA. It is a transcript of the gene kcnv2a, whose product is annotated as potassium channel, subfamily V, member 2a. The record is from RefSeq and is a predicted model, not a curated record. Gene Ontology annotation, molecular function: voltage-gated potassium channel activity. Gene Ontology annotation, cellular component: voltage-gated potassium channel complex; membrane. Lineage: Eukaryota; Metazoa; Chordata; Actinopteri; Cichliformes; Cichlidae. Gene Ontology annotation, biological process: protein homooligomerization; action potential; potassium ion transmembrane transport.